Molecule: messenger RNA, 1863 nt
Organism: Andrographis paniculata
Lineage: Eukaryota; Viridiplantae; Streptophyta; Magnoliopsida; Lamiales; Acanthaceae
Exons: 8
Coding region: 99-1742 (547 amino acids)
Molecular function (GO): ATP hydrolysis activity; ATP binding; protein binding
Source: RefSeq, a predicted model, not a curated record
UCAGCAACAAUUUGGAGAAAGAAUCGGAUUAAGAAAUGUGAAGUCAACUGCAGCUAUCUAGUUAGACAAUGGCGAAUUGCAUUUAUUGAUCCCUUCUUAUGUGGCUUCGAAUUCUGAUCUGUAAUCCUCACCAAAGCAGGAAGCUCUUAGUUUCAGCCAUGGGGAUUCAGAAGAAGAACUCAAACUUAACCUCAGGAGGAGGCAACAACAACAGCAACAACAAUACGCCCCCAACAAUCCAUGAAUGUGCUGAGUCUGGUGAUCUGAGUGGCCUUCAGAGUUUGCUCUUUCGCGAUCCUUCGCUUCUUAACGACAGAAGCGCUCUCAUGAUGCAGACGCCAUUGCACAUUGCCGCGAGUCUCAACCGAGUAGAGAUAGUCAAGUAUUUGCUCGGCAUGGAGAGGGUCGAGAAGGAAGCCAAGAAUGUUUACGGCGAGACGCCAUUGCACGCAGCAGCUAAGAAUGGAUGCAGCGAAUCAGGCCAGGUGCUUCUCAGCUACGGAACCAAUGUCGAAGCCAGAACAAAUAAUUCGAUGACUCCCUUGCAUCUUGCCGUCGGGUUUGCGCUGCGCACCGGAGAUAACUCCAUGGUUAGGACACUGUUAGAGUACAGAGCCGAUUGCUUCGCUAAAGACGACGAGGGCUUGGCUCCGGUCAAUUACAUUCCAGCGGGGGUACAGUGCCAUGAACUGGUCGGGAUCUUGUGCGGUCAUGUUGCCGGGCAAAUUCAGAACACUACACAGCAGAUUUACAGCAUAUUUGCUGGGAAUCAAUACGGUAAUAAUUUAGCAGAUCUGAGUAUGAACUACACCACUAGUUCGUCGUCGGGUUACCCGAACGGCGCCGGAGAUCAGAGCAACUAUGAAAUAAAAGCCAAGAUGGAGGAGUUCGACAGCGAGCUAUCGAAGAUUGUCGGACUGCGUGAUCUGAAAGAUCAGCUCCAGAAAUGGGCGAAGGGAAUGCUCCUGGACGAGAAGCGCCGAGCCAUGGGGAUGAAUCUUGGCCCCAGGAAGCUACCUCACAUGGCGUUUCUUGGAAACCCUGGAACAGGUAAAACAACUGUAGCGCGAAUCUUGGGGAAGCUACUCAAGUCCAUCGGAGUACUUUCCUCCGACAAGAUGAUUGAAGUGCAGCGGACAGAUUUGGUCGGAGAAUACCUGGGCCAAACCGGACCCAAGACUAGGAAGAAGAUCGAGGAAGCCAUGGGAGGGAUUCUGUUCGUCGACGAAGCUUACCGUUUAGCGCCGCAAAAAGCGGCCGGCGAAUUCGUGGACUACGGCGUGGAGGCGAUGGAGGAGAUCAUGUCCGUCCUGGAAGACGGCGAGCUCCUGGUGGUAUUCGCGGGGUACACGGAUCGGAUGAAGAAGCUCUUCGAAUCAAACGAAGGGUUCUGCCGGCGCGUGACGCACACUUUCCAGUUCGACAAUUACUCGUCCAAUGAUCUGGCGGAGAUGCUGGUGAUCAAGAUGCGCCGGCAGAGCCAGACGAGCCGCCUCUGCGGCUUCAAGCUCCACCCGACCUGCACCCACGACGCCGUCACGCGCCUGAUCGACCGGAACUCCACCGAGAAGCUCCGCAACAAAAUGAACGGAGGUUUGGUGGAUCUCAUGCUCAACAGCGCCCGGGAGAAUCUCGAUUCCAGGCUCACCUUCGACUCCAAUGGCGACGACCUGCUCACCAUCACUCUCCACGACUUGGAGUUUGGCCUUCGAGCCGUUGCGCAGCGAACCAAUGUCGAUUGACACCCCAGAUGGGCAUUGAAUUGGGUCCUGAUUCCGCUCAAGGUUGUAAUAGCAUCCUUGAUAUCGAUCCUCUCAUUAGGAGAUUCCAUGGUGCACCUCAAAGCCAGGUCCAUUAAACAGG